Chelonus insularis is the source of this 2756-nucleotide messenger RNA. It is a transcript of the gene Tis11, whose product is annotated as Tis11 zinc finger protein. The transcript is spliced from 2 exons. Lineage: Eukaryota; Metazoa; Arthropoda; Insecta; Hymenoptera; Braconidae. The record is from RefSeq and is a predicted model, not a curated record. Gene Ontology annotation, molecular function: metal ion binding; mRNA binding. The coding region runs from base 865 to 2001 and encodes 378 amino acids.
ACGCAUAUUCUUGGAGCUGAACCCUUGCAAAGCGUCGGUGGCGUGCACAAUCCACACAAUCAAUCAGUCAGCUUUCGGGCGCUUUGUAAGUUGCUUCUUUUAGUUUUGCGUUAUAGAAUCGUAGAACACGUAAAAGCAAACUAAAUCAAACCUUGAAAAGUGGAAGAAGAGAAACUUAACAGUUGCAUAUAUUUAACAAUAUUCCAUAUUUUAUCAAGUUUAUUAUUUACUGUUACUUGAAAAGUCCCUAGUAUAAUAAUUAUUACAUCUAAAGUGCUCAACAUUUAUGCUGUUUCGACUUUAUUGUUUCAAAUAAAAUUGAAGCAAUCACUGCUGCUCAUAUACACACAAUUAUAAAUGCGUUAUUUCGUAAUAAACAUCAUACAAAGUAAUGAACACAAAUGCUAACCUACUGUUAUAACGUCGACAAUUUUUUUGGAGAGUGGCAGUUUUUUUGUGUUGACAAAGAGUUAUUAUUGUUGUAAUAAAAUCAUUAAGUAACGAUAUAAUUUUAUUGAAAAUCAUCGUAGUAUUUUUUUAUUGAAAUAGUGAAUUAAUAGUAUCGACCAAGCAGUAGUCGUAAUAAUAAUAAUAAUAAUAACAAAGGAGAAAAGUGAAAAUACAGACACAAACGAACAAAAAAAAAAGAGAGAUAUAUAACACAAUACACAAAGAAGUGAAAAUUGUGAGAGGAGAAACGAGCCAAAGAAGAAGAAGCUGGCUGGAUCUGUAGACUCUAAGUAUUAUAUACUGAAUCAGUUGACGCGGUUUCACAAAGGAAAGUUGUUGGAGUGUAAUUGUGCGUAAAUAAAAAAAAAAAGAAUUUUCAUUCAAGUAAAUUAUUAAUAAUAAUCGAUUAUCAACAUGUCUACUGCUGUUAUGAGCACACCAAUGUUCGACUGUAAUGAACAUCUUUUUAAGAAUGCUGGAACACAAUCCAAGUCGAAGGAACCAAUGCCAACGACUCAUACAACAGGAGGUCAUGCACCUCUUCGACGCAGCUACACAUCACUUGUAACACUGAUCGAACAACACCGCAAGUUGGACCGUAGCGUGAGUGAACCAACGUCCCGCUAUAAGACCGAACUUUGUCGUCCAUUCGAAGAGUCUGGUUCUUGCAAAUAUGGUGACAAAUGUCAAUUUGCUCAUGGCUACAGUGAGCUACGUAAUUUGACACGUCAUCCUAAGUAUAAGACAGAACUCUGUCGCACUUUUCAUACAAUUGGCUUCUGUCCAUACGGCCCACGCUGUCAUUUCAUUCAUAAUUUUGAGGAAGCUAGAAUUCAUAAUCAAAAAGUUAGCGCACAAUUAGGUAGUGCACAGCCUAAUAUUGUAGGACUAAGUCCACUAUUAAAUGUAAGCGCAGCGGCAGCAGCAGCAGCAGCUAACCUCAACGUCAAUACCAUUUCCUUAUUGGAACAAAUAGCUACUACACCACAGACUAUACCCAAUGCAGCAGUAAAUAAUACGCAAUCGCCACUGUUGAGAACCAAUUCUUUGAGCAUAGGUACUCACCAGACUGCGUUCACUGGUAACAAUCCACCAUUGUUCAGAACCAGUUCACUCAAUCUGCCAAGUACCCACCACCAUCAUCAUCAACAGCAGCAAAAUAAUUUACACUCUCAUCAUCAUCAAACUAACUCUGUGAUUGGUGCUGCACGACCAAAGCCUCUUAACCUCAGUCCAACAUUUUCACUUGGAAGCAAUGCUGAGUCUGUAUCACCUUCUUCAAGCCUCAGCCAGUCUCCCACUAAUUCGAUGGUUAGCUUCUUCAGUGAUGACUGUGGUAAUAAUCCAGCUUCUACUGCCUUUAGUUUUGGUCAAGAUUUUGGACUUCUUGCAACGAGGCACAGUCCAAGUCCACCAAGCAUUGCCAACCAAAUUUCUGAUGAUCUCAUGCCGAGAACUCCAUCUCCAUUGUCUCCAAACACUGAGUCCAGGCUUCCAGUCUUCAAUAGAAUUAGCAGUAUCAUUGGUGAUAUCGAUAAUCUCAAGAUGUAAUUUACGACCAUUUUCUCUUUCAUUUAUGUUUUUUUUUUUUUUAAAUUCCUUUCUUUACUCUGUCUAAUACUUCUCUUUUACUACUUUCAUACUUUCUCGUCAUUUCGAUGAUGAUCUAAUCUAAUGAUUAUCAUGACCAAGUAAAUUAACAUUGCAAUUUUUACUUGGACUUAUUUAUCAGUUAUGAUAUAAAUCUUGUUGUCUUAAAAUAGACAAUAUAUAUAUAAUACAUAUUAUUUCACUUUUACUUUUCUACGUUUCUACAGCGCAUUGACUAUUUAAAUAUUUUCUGUAGCAUAUUUUUAUUUAAUUAUUUUAUUAAUCGAUUAAUUAAUUAUUUACGAUUGUUUUUUCACGAUGAAAAAGAAAAGAAAAAAAAAAACUGUGCUACAAGACAAAAUAGAUGACACAGAAAUGAUUUAAAAAUCAUUGUUCUAGUUGGAGAAUUUUUUUUUAUUAUGAAUCUUUUGCUAUAUUCGGACAUCUGUGCUUGCGCAGUUUUUAUAUUUCGAUUAUUGGAAAAAGUUUCAGAGGAAUUCCUUAACUAGAACAUUAAGCAUGCAGUACGAUUCUAGAUAAAUAUAUUAAUCUUUAAAUGAUUAAGAAAAUGAAUGGUGAUUGUCUUCCAAUGUUUUGUUUAAGUGAUAAUGAAUGUGAUCAGAACACAACUCAAAAUGCUUCAUAAUAAUAACACAUAAUUGGCGUGUAAAAAUUUUUUUUUUUCUUAUAGAUUGAUCACUCGAUACUAAAUCAAA